GCCUAUCUGUUUGCGUUCGUGAUUUGAUAGAAGACGAAGAGAGGUUUCGACUUUGUCGUAGCAAGCAGCAGUCCUCGAAAAGUUUUUGCGAGUAAAAGGAGAGCAUAGUUACUUCCUCACGGGUGUUUUAAUCCUUGUUGAAAUUCUGCGUUUUUCUUUUUUGUUACGGAAAAUCGAGAAGUUUUUGCUGAGAACAAAAGAUAACUGUUAAUCUUUUGCUUUUGAACAAAGAGUUGUGUCAACGACAUUGUGUAGUUUUCCGAUUGCAUAUUGGAACGAAAUGGCGACCGAAAGCCAAAUUGAGACACUGCCAGCCGCAGAACAAUCGGCCCCAUUGGAAGAUAAACCGAAAGAGGUUACCAAACGCACAAUCCGCCUGGAAACAUGGCAAAAGAUCAAGGAUCAAAAGCUGUCACCGCUGCGUCGGUUCACCGUGUUUAACAAAAUUCCAAACUUUGCCGGAUCCGAGAAAGCAGCGGAAUUGUUAGCCGAAACGGAGGAAUUCAAGAAAGCUAAUUCUGUCAAGGUAAACAUUGACAUGGCCCAGGAACCAAUCAAGCUGGAGGUGAUCAAAGCCCGCAAAACGCUAUUUGUACCACCUGCUCAGAAAUCACCAAACGUGUACGCAAAGAUCAAGAACUGCGACCCAGACGUGGUAGAGAUGGCAGUGCAGAAGAAAAUCAUUAAACUACAGGGCGCGGAGGACACGUUCGAAGAGAUUGAUAUCAACGGCAUCGAAAAGCUAGACAUGAUUGUGGUGGGGUCCUGUGCAGUUGACCGGCAAGGUCACCGAAUCGGCAAGGGUAAUGGAUAUGUCGAUCUGGAUAUCGGCAUCCUGACUUACCUGGGAGUGAUUACUAAGGACACACUGAUCGUGACCACAGUACACGAUGUACAAGUGUAUGACACGCUGCCGGACAAUCUGUUUCAAAGCUAUGAUCUACCGCUAGAUAUGAUUGUAACCCCGACAGAAGUGAUCCGCGUCGGUAAGCGACUUUCUCGGCCGACCGGAAUCGAGUGGAAAUUGCUGUCUUCAAGGCGGCUGGAAAUCGUGCCGGUGCUAAAAAGCAUCAAAGAGCGAGAGGAAAAAUCCGGUAAGGUGAUUGAGCUUAAAUCGGAGGACACCGAUGUUGAAAGUUACCAACAGAAAGCACGCCAGAGGCGAUCGUUCCGUCGUCCUCAGUCGGGUAAUCGACGAAGGAGGCGAUCCGAUCGAAGGGUAAGUGAGAAGCAUCAAAAUGGUACAGCCGAAAGCCACGAAGAUGGUGAGAUUAAUGAGAAAACCGACGGUGAGGGAGAAGAAGGCAAAACAAAACAACGCCCACUGCGGAGGCCUCGUAAUCCUAGACGCGGUCCACGAAGAUCAGGUAAGGACACGGGCGAAUCCGGUGCAGAAAAGUCCGAAGGUGAGGACAACGACAAAAAGGAUACUGGUGAUGGCGAUAGGAAAAAGGGUGAUCGUCGCAAUCAGCGUGGACGCCGCCGGGGAAAUCCCAAAGCGGACCGAAAGUUUGGACGAGUAGAACGGGAUUUGUGCAUUCGGGUAACGAACAUUAGCCGUUCGAUGAGAAUCAAGGAUCUGAAGCAGGAAUUGCGAACCAGAGAGUGUAAUCCGAUUUUCAUAACCUGGAACGGAUUCUACGGCAAAUGCUAUUUGCAUUUUCAGAAGAAACCCGAGCAAGACGACGAAGAACAGGGAGCUGAAUUGUUGAAACAGCUGGAAAAUCUGACGCUCACUGUGACUCCGAGGGAGAAGGAAGGAGAACCGGCGGCCGAGCCCAAGCAAGUAACACUAGCGUGUGAGAUUAUGAAACGAAAGGAAGGUGGUGGUGGUGAUGCCGCUAAUGCAGCGACUACGAAUGGAACGGUUCUGGAAGGUAGCCGGAUUGAAACGACUGACGUGACUUCUGUCUAAUAGACACAGAAGCCGCAACAGACGCUAUCCCAGAAAAGAAAUAAGCGCGAACAGAGUGCAAAAUAUCGGAGACACCGAUUCCCGGCGAUUAGUGAACCGGAAGCGGUCUUCGCCGUGGCCAACGUGUCGUCCAAUCUCUUUGUUAGUUCCCCUCUCCCAUCCAAGUUGUUUCGAGAUUAAUUUUACUAAUGGAAGAAAAAGGAAGCAUAUGCCGUUGCAAUCGUGCAGCAGUCGUAACCGUUGAAAUGCGUCAAGAUUAGUUUAUUUGAAAAUAUUUUCACCGCUGCGCUUCCCCGACCAUUUUGAAUUUUGGGCCUGAAUCGUGGUACGCCCUAAAGGAAACGCAAAAUUUACCAACUAUUCGCGCUCGUUGCGAGGUUUUGCUGGACUUUAACUUUGCAACCGAUAGGAAAGAGCGCUAGAAGGAACAUCGAAUCGAAUGCUGUUUUAUGUUACUAACACUAGAAGACGUAUUCCAGGGAGAUUAUUUAUGUUUAUGUUUUAUGAAUUAGCCUUCCCUUCCGAUAUCUCAACCACAAAGAUUUUCCGCAAAGAGAGCGUGAAGCCGCAGAGGCGCGCGUGCGAAAUCCGAAUUUUGCUACCUUGUGUCGAAAACAAGAGAACGAUAAUAUUACGUGAAACGAAGCGAAGCAGAGAACAAAAACAAAACAAACCCGAUUGUAUAUAAUACUGAAAUGUGCACUAGAAGCAGAGAUUUUUUUUACUAGUGGAAUAUAAGCAAUUCUUUUUCCUGCUUAACGGACAAGCGAGACGAACCAUUGAAUUAUCGCUAGCAAUUAUAUUACAACAGCAAAAUCUACCAAUCAACUAUACUACUAUUCUGUUAAAAGGACAAUUUUUGAAUGAAUUCCGAUCUAAAAAUAUAUUCAAACCACAGCUGGUAUGUAGAAACUAAUAUAUUGGAAGCAAUGAGAUUCAACAUAUUUCCGAUUUGAAAAUACGCAUUGAAAGAUCGAAUAACUUAACCAUCUAUUGUGCAUACGAACGAAAGCGACACAGAGAUGCGCUUGCCUAUUUAUAACUAUAUAAUAUUCAUGUUGAUUGAAAAAGAAUAUUUUCUUCUUUGCAAUUGAACAAGACAUUGAGAAUCAGACAACGUUGGGAAGCAAAAACGUUAACGCGUGAGCAAAGUGACGCAAGAUAGCGUUUCUGUACUUGAGAUCCAGAUUUUUUAGGUUUAUCAUUAUGACGAUAAGUUUUCGUUUUGACCGUGCAGACCACAAGCGAGCAAAACCAUUUAUUACCUUUCAGUCACAAAUUGAAGGGAUAUACGUUUGUUAAAGGAAAACAGUGCGCGGACGCCUUGUCCGCAGAUGUAUAUUGUGAACCACGUUUUCAGACGGGAGAAUCGCAAAUGCGCAACGAAUGUAAGAAGCUCUGAUUAUAAUGAUAGGAGAUGAAUUUUUGAAUAGACAAAUAACUUACCUUACCGCAUUGAGUCAGCUUGUUUGUCAGGAGAAGAAAAAGAAAGAGCGGUAAAAAAUUGAAGCAAAUAAUAAACGCUAGAAAAACAUAAAUCUAACAAUUAAUUACUUUACGGUUGAAAUUUAUGUAAGGAAUUUGAAGCUGAUUGGGGCAAGCUGUAAUUAUCGUAUCCGGUUAGAAACAGAAUCCAUGAGCGGAUACUCCCAUGCUAAACAAAUCACUUUGCUUAGCCUCGAUCAGACAAAUUAGGUUCUAGGAUUAAUACGCAGGAUUCGACCAACGGUGAUAUCAAGUUCGAUCAUUAGUCUGUCGGAGAGUUUGCUGAACAUGUGAAGCUCGCUUCGUUCAUGCAGUAAUUUAAAAAUAGCGAACCUCUCAGGAGUGAUGCUUGUUCUUGUUUAGCCAGUAGAACCUCUAAGCUAAAUAGUAUAUUGAAUAUGAAAGAGGGUGGUCGAAUUCUAGCACCGAUUUUACCUAUUUACUAAUGUUCACUCUAAUAAUUACAAAAGCAAGCAACCACACGCGUGUACCGUAACAGCAAAGAUUGUGUUGUCCCAUAAACCUUUUUUAUUUGGGCAAUCGAAUUGGGAAAUCUGAAAACUAGGGAUGUUCGCAAACCAACAAAACGUCGCGUUUCACAUGGACUAUGGACGUUGUUUUGAUUUUUUUUAGUAUACACCAUUUACGGUUCAUAAUUCUCAAAUACAAAAUAGUCGCAAUUUCGGCGCUUAUAAGAUUGCGCAAGUAUCUGCGAUUUGGUCUAACAAAUUAGCAAAUUUAUCGAUACACUAUUAUACCGGUCCGUGAUCCGAAUUGUGUUGUGUGCGUGUCGCCCUGUUCGAUAAUUAACCAAUUCUGUGACCAAAAAUGUUUCCCCUUCCAAAAAUCUCCUUCCAACAGCAAAAAAACGCUAAUUAACGGUUUUCUUCAUUAGAACAAAAGCUAGGGUAAGAUUGUGAAAUUCAACUAAAGGAAAAAUCGAGCAUAUGAAACACAAAAGAGGUAAUCAGAGUGUAAGGUUAAUAGGAUUGCGCAAAGCACCCACUAAAAUACGAAAGACGAGAAAAAUGCUAGCAACAAGUAUAUACAAUUAGCAAGCAGAGAAAAGUACACGACAAAACAAACGAAACGUAGGUUUAAAGUCUUAUAUAAUACAUCUAAAACAAAACAAAGUAAAGUAAAUGAUGAGGGAGACCAGAAGGUUAGCUUUCGUUUCGAUCUAGCCAAUUAAAAAAAAUCAAAACUGUAGCUAAACACUGGCGGUCACGAGAAAGCUUUCCUUCUUUUUGGAAACCCGACGUAUAAAAGUAAGGUUUACUGACGUUUUCUUUUAACAAAAUACUAACCAACCACAAAAAAAACGUUACAUUCACUAUUUAGGCGACCGUUGUUUUCACCAAUCCCCAUAUUCCGCACUAUACUAAUAACCGAAGCAAUCUGCUUGAAAAAUUAACUGGCGUAUUUUAGAAUGUAUUGCAAUAUACUGCCCAUAAUCGGGUGAUAGUCAAACUGUACGUGAGAUUAUACUGCGGAUUAUGGUCAACUAUAUAAUAAAUUCAUAAUUGGUCUCAAUCAAGAUCACUUAUUUUGUUAGACUUUUACCACAACCUCCAAAGCAAGCAAAAAAUCCAUUUAGUCUUUAGUACAUUCUGGUGCAAGCGCAUGCAGCAGCAAGAAGAAAAUACACAAAUGAAUAUUACGUGGACAAGAGAAAAUAAAAUUAGGCCGUAAAAAUGAAAGAGGUUACGAGAAAAUGCUGAAGGUAUGAAUUCGAAUCAUCAAGUUAGAAAACAUCUGCAAUUGUUUAUCCAAAAAAAUCGCCAAAAACAAAAGCACGCACUAACAGGAAAAAGAAUUAAAGUAAAAAUAAUCAAUCCAGAAAAGGAAAACAGUAAAUUGACGAUUGAGCGAAGAUGCAAUAGUUGCACAUUCUGAAAGGGCUUGGUGAAGCUUUGACGAAAUAAAUAUGGAAGGGAAUAGGAUCGAUGUUGGAAGCUCUUGAAAUAUAGAGUAAGUCAGCAAAUGAGAAAGAAAAACACAACAAUACAACGCCCAGGGAUUUCACAAAAACGAGCAAGCAGUAAGUAAACCUAAAUAAACCAAAAACAAGCAAGAGAGCUACAUGCUCGAACUUGUAGAACAACAAUAACUGCAAAUCAUUAACACAAAAACCUGUUUGAUAACGGAAUAUUACAAAAACCACAAGAUCAACAUUUGUACGAAAAUGAACAAUGAAAAAAAAAACUUUUUGAAUAAAAUAUUUUACGCCUAAAACAAA
This is a messenger RNA of Topomyia yanbarensis, 5639 nucleotides long. RefSeq names its product methenyltetrahydrofolate synthase domain-containing protein (gene lost). Gene Ontology annotation, cellular component: cytoplasm. Lineage: Eukaryota; Metazoa; Arthropoda; Insecta; Diptera; Culicidae. The coding region runs from base 281 to 1915 and encodes 544 amino acids. The record is from RefSeq and is a predicted model, not a curated record. The transcript has 6 exons.